AUGUCGCAUCGAGAGGACUCCUGUCGUGACAGCUGUUAUCUGGCUGAGGACACGGCAACCCAACAGAUGGAGAGCAUGGGGCAGGUGGCUGGCGAGCUGCUGGAGGCGAGAAGGGGCGGCCACUGUGAGGACAAGAAGCAGACGCUGCUGGCCUUGCUGGUCUUGGUGCUGUACCUGACCACAGGAAUAUCAGGAAGAAGCUGGGAGAUGUCUGAAAGGAUCAGGGAAUGUGGCCACCCCCAGCAUCCUGUGUCUCCCCAGGGCUUUUACUAUCACCCCAGUGACCCUGCUGAAGAGCCGAUCAAAGUCCUCAGGAACUGGGUGAAGAAGAAUUUGCAUGGUUUCUUGGAGACGUUGGAGGAAGAAGUGAAGGAGCUGGAGCGGCUGGUGCGGGACCUGGAAUCCUGGCUGGACGCUCUCCUGGCAGAGCCGCACCCACACCCGGAGGAGCCCUGCUCCACCCACAAGGCUCCCCUGUGA
Marmota monax (woodchuck) is the source of this 480-nucleotide messenger RNA. It is a transcript of the gene Smim23, whose product is annotated as small integral membrane protein 23. Bases 1 to 480 code for a protein of 159 amino acids. The record is from RefSeq and is a predicted model, not a curated record. NCBI's taxonomy places the organism in Eukaryota, Metazoa, Chordata, Mammalia, Rodentia, Sciuridae. The transcript is spliced from 5 exons.